GGCGGGCUCAGUCUGCUGCGUCGGCUCGGCCAGGCAGCAGCUCGAAGAAGGGGGUCAGCUAGCUCGCUUGCUCGCUCUCCGUCCCUCCGCCGGAGCUUUUCACGGGAGCCAUGGUCUCCCUCCUCUGCUGCGGGCCGAAGAUGGCCGCUUGCGGGAUCGUGCUCAGCGCCUGGGGAGUCAUCAUGCUGGUGCUGCUGGGCAUCUUCUUCAACGUCCACUCUGCGGUCCUCAUCGAGGACGUCCCCGCCAACGAAGAAGACUUCACAGGUGGUCCAGACAAGAUUUACGCCCUGUAUGAACAGGUCAGCUACAACUGCUUCAUCGCGGCCGGCCUGUACGUCCUGCUGGGGGGCUUCUCCUUCUGCCAAGUGCGCCUCAACAAACGGAAGGAGUACAUGGUCCGCUAAUGGCGCCCCCACACACCCAGCCCCCAGGCUCUUGCCUCCUGCCAAUGGGGACGGCCGACCCUCUCCUUCUGCGUCUGAUAUUUAUUCCCUCUUUGGACAUUGGGGCUCUGCUUUGGGGUUCCUCAGCCAUCGCUCUCCACACAAUGGAUCCUCUGGUCACCCCAAGUCCAGGGUCUGGCGGCUGGGGAAGGGGGCUGGUGGGCGGGGAGACAGGGGGGAAUAUUUCCUUUUAAAUCACAUAUAUAUAUCUGUGUGUGUUUGUGCGGGUAAAGGGCAGUUUCCCAACUUGGUCUGGAGCACCUAGUUUACGAAAGGGACAUAUCCAGGGCUGCUCUUGGCUGCUGCACCUUCUCCCCCCCCCCCCCCGGUGCAUCACCUGGCCCAGUUCUGCCUGCCAUCGCCCUCCCUGCGAUGGCCUCUCCUCGCCAUCAAAGACCAGCAAGGGCUGGUUUCGGCUGGCAGAACCUCGGUGCCAGGGUUGUUGUGUAAAUAGCACAAGGCACCCCCCCCGCAGUAUGUGUACAGUGAAAACAGCCCCCAUCUCUUCGUUUCCAAGUCUCUGCUGUCUCUUUGUGGGAUGACCGGGGAGGUUAGCAUAGCGCUCGAAAGAUCCGGCCCACUCCAGUCCCAGGCCUUUUUGUGUCUCGAUCCUAGAACUUGAGUGUUUCUUCCCCCGUGUUCGUUGUGCAGACGUUGACUCUCUUCUUGAGCUUUCUUGUUGUAGGACCAAGGGGCGGCCAGGCAACUUGCCCUAGUCUCUGCCCCCUGUUGCCAACAGCCCCCCCCCCAACUGGUGCCUGGGGUACAGCCUCAGUUGCCCCUUUCCCUUGACUCGGGGGGGGGGGGUUGGCCUGGAAGAGGCUGCUCAGACCCACAGAUUUGAGAGUUGGGUGUUUGUAUGCUAUAUGUUGAGGUGUCCCCCCGAGCAACUUCUUCGCCCCUCGAUCAGGAUGUGGUGGUGGGAGGGAGGGGCUCUGGGUUUGGGGGUGCAGUGGGGGGGUCUGGUUGUGCACCCAGGGGACUAACGUGUUGAAAGUUGCCCUCCCCUCUCUUCAUUUGAUCACCUGUGCAAUAAACAGCAUUUGAUCCGUGUGGGCUGCUUUGUUUUUCUGUUCCUCUUCCUCGGCGCCCCCCCUCCCAUUUUGGGGAGGGAGGGCAGGCAUUGGCCAAGACAGCUAGUCCUACCAUUCUCUGUACUUGGCUUUCAGGGAGAGAGGGAAGCCUGUGAUGCUAUAAAAAGCUGGAUCAGGCCAAUGGGGACCUAUUGACCUCACAGUGGCCAAAUACCCCAAAGAUCUUAGGAAUCGAGAUAGACUGGCUCUGGACCUGGAGGUUCCAUAAGGACACCAGAAGAUCCUGGCUCCCGGAUGAGGCUGAAGGGGGCCCAUCUGGUCCAGCAUCCUGUCCUCACAGUGGCCAACCAGGUGCCCCAGAGGGAAUAAGCCCAUGGGGAGGCAACUCACCCCACACCUUUCCCGGGAACUAAAGACUCAGAGGCAUUUACUGCCCCGAUAGUGGAGCCAGAACAUGGCUAUCGUGGCUGUUAGCCAUGUAUUGCCACCUUCUCCCUCAAUUUGUUUGAAGUUGCCGGUCGCUUCCAUGCAGAAGCAAGUUUGUGCUUUGUUGCGAAUCUAACGAAAUGCUGGGGCAGGAAAGGCUCACAGGAGGCUCCAGUUAAUAAGCUGAAUCUGUCAAAAAUACAAUAACCCAUCAAUCCCAAUUUAAACAUAAACAUUCACGGGGGGCUCUCUCUACGUCCAAGCAAGACAGGAGGAUGCUAAGACUCAAAUGCAGACGGGGCAGGAAGCUCUUUGGACCACUGAGUCAUUGGGGGGGGGAGUGUUUGUGCCCACCACACACCUCAAAGUCUCCAGUCUCCAUUGUUGCUGCCCACCUGCAAAUGUUGCUGCGAUAGAGGAGUGGGCCUUUGGGGUGGAAGCCCUGCCUUUUGGCACACUUGUGCAGCCUGUAUUUUCCCUUCCUAUCAUGAUAUAGGAUCGCUAAGUCAGUAGAGCAUGAGACUCAUUUGGAUAUAGACAUAAUUUUUUAUUGAAACUUUUCAACAUACGAUACAAUAAAAACAAAUCUAAUAUAAACAAAACAUAGAGGGGGAAAAAAAAGAGAAAGUGGGAAGAGAGAAGAAGAAGAAACUACAGAGGCCUUAACCCUCUAGAUCAGGCAUCUCCAAGCUGCUGCCCUCCAGAUGUUUUGGCCUACAACUCCCAUGAGCUAACAGGACCAGUGGUUGGGGAAGAUUGGAAUUGUAGUCCAAAACAUCUGGAGGGCCGAAGUUUGGGGAUGCCUGCUCUAGAUCUUCACCCCUCUCUCGCACAAAGGGGGCUGCACCCUCGCAGCUCUCACUGGGGAGCUCCCCCCCCCUUCUCCCAGCCUGGAAGAUGUUCCCUUCCCUGCCUCCUGCUGCGAAGGGUCCAUCAGCCACCCAUCGCCUUCCUCACCAGCCCAGCGUAGGGGACAUCAAAAGAAGAGACACAUAAAACACAAGACACUCGAUCUCAGGCUUGUAGGUUCCAACCCCGAGUGGGGCAAAAAAAAUUCCUUCAUUGCAGGGGGUUUGUCUAGAAGGCCCUUGGGGAUCCCUCCCAACUAUGCGCCUUUUCGCUUCUCGGGGAUGGACCUCGCAGGUAGACUGUUCUGGGCCUGGAGGUUCGGCAGAGCCAAGGCGACCCCACCCCAAUCUGAAGUCAUGUCUUGGGGCAGGGAGUUCCACACGCGGAGGGUGGAGAAAGAGAGUUAUAAUGACUUUUCUUAAGGUUCUAGUGGAGCGGGUGUCACGUGCCUCAAUGAACAUGGAGAGGCUGGGCAGCAGCGCCCAUAGAGCCUUGGGUCCUCCUCAGGCUAGAGGGGCCUGUUUUCCCCGUCCGAACGAUGCCGAUGUCCCGCCCCUUCCUCCGAGGCCUUGCUCCUCAUUGGCAGCGCCAGGAGGGGGAAAAAGGAGCUUCCGCGG
Molecule: messenger RNA, 3372 nt
Organism: Zootoca vivipara (common lizard)
Lineage: Eukaryota; Metazoa; Chordata; Lepidosauria; Squamata; Lacertidae
Gene: RNASEK
Product: ribonuclease K
Biological process (GO): nucleic acid metabolic process
Molecular function (GO): RNA endonuclease activity
Source: RefSeq, a predicted model, not a curated record